AACAAUUAAUUUUGUAUCGAUUGGCAGCAUUGCGAGAAAUAAAUAUGGAGUUGAUUUGCGAUUUUUGACGAUGAUUUCAUUCUUGAACAGGCGAGUGUUUCGAUUGAACACAAGGUUUUAAAAGUAAAAUACAGUGCGUACAUUUUAUUGUGAAUAUUAAUUAGUGUUUAAAAACGUUAAAUUACAAGUGCAAUACGCGUGACAAGUGAUAUACUGUGAAAUAGUGACGAAAUAUAGAGAUCAGCUGAGAGUGUGAAUUUUGGCUGUUUAUUUGUGUUUUUUCGUAUUUAUUUCAACUAAAGUGGAAAAUAGACUGACAAACUGGAGCGACUACCUGAAUAUCUUCGCGAUACCGUCGACUGGUUUAUUGGUAAAGCUAGACGUAAAGAAAAAGAAGGAGCCGAGACAAAUGCGGGGGGCGACAAUAAAUUGUACUUAGAGGCGCAAGUCCUCGAAAGAAAAUUACCAGAAACAGACAUGAGGUUGUUGGUAGAUUUGCCAGCAGGUUUAGACUACAAUGAAUGGCUAGCAUCGCACACUAUGGCCCUAUUUGAUCAUGUCAACUUAGUAUAUGGAACUGUUAGUGAAUUUUGUACUCCCUCCGGAUGUCCAGAUAUGACCGGCCCUGGUCAAAAAAUAUAUUUAUGGUUUGACGAAAAAGGCAAGAAAACCAAAGUAGCCGCCCCUCAGUACAUAGAUUACGUGAUGACGUUUAUUCAGAAAACGAUUAGCGACGAAACUAUAUUUCCUACAAAAUACGCGAACGAGUUUCCCUCGUCGUUCGAGUCGAUAGUGCGCAAGAUAGUGCGCUUGCUGUUCCACGUGGUGGCGCACCUGUACGCCGCUCACUUCAAGGAAGUCGCGCUGCUGGGACUCCACACGCACCUCAACCUGACGUUCGCGCAUCUCACCGCGCUCCACCACCGCUUCGCGCUGAUCGACGCCAAAGAAACAGAGGUGCUUCAAGACCUGGAAGUGGCGCUGCGAUUGACAGAAGACCCGACGGCAGAGGCGUCUUCGGAAGACGCAUGCGACGCCGCCUCUGAAGCGACAGAAACCGACUCCAGGACGCAUCUUCAAGACGAAGCAAGUAGCGACAAUAAAUCUUAAUUGAUAUGCGCAAAGAUUUACUUGAAUAGUGAUUAAAAAACAAAAACAAAAACGACGAUGACGAGCGAUGCCCCUCCUUAAUUUUUAUUAUCAUCAAAAAACUUACUUAUACCUUUAUAGCUUGCGCAUGUGAUUUACAAACAGAAAAAAGUAUUUUAAGUGCUUCAGUUUUAUUUAUUGAUUUUAUUGUUUUUCCUUCGAAUAUAACCGGGUUUUUUAUUUUAUUAUGAUAGUGUAGAACACUAGAUUUUUUCGACAGUUGUUUUGAUUUUUUUUCUGUGAUAUUUUAACCAGAAGUUUUAGGAUUUUUUGUUGUGCUUCUUUUAAUCGACGAUUUAGUGUUCCUUUCGACAGCAAAUAUACACUAUUAGAUGGUACUUAAAGAAAUCGCAAAUUGCUUAAAAAUAUUAUACUAAAUAGCCGAGCUAGAACUGCGGCAAUACCUACACUGAGUUUUAAGUAAUCCGUAUGUUUUUGUGCUCGAAAAUAUGCAGAUUACUUGGAAAAUAGCACAAAGAAUUUAAUUAAAUAAGAUUCUUACACUAUACCUACACGUUUUAUUUAUAUUUAUUGUAUUUACAAUGGAUGAUUUACUUAAAAUACCGCCUAGUUUUUAGGGUAUUUUUUUAAAACUAUUUUACACCCUUUGUUAUAGUGUUGACUUAUUUAGUGAAGUUACUAAGAUUAUAGAUGAGUCGGUAACUUUUUGUUCUUAAGGGUGGCAACCCUGUUGUGCACUAUACAGGGUGCAUCAAUGUGUAUUAUGAGUAUUUUGUUUUUAUUUGAAGAGCUACAGGGUUGGUUAAAUUAGAAAAAUACAAGCCUAUUAUACAUUUAUACAAAUUUUGAGUUUUAACCAUGAAUAAUUUCAAUAUGGCGGCCAUAGGAAAAACAAAAGAUGGUAAAUUGACCAACCUUGUAGCUCUUUCAAUAAAAAAAUGCCCAUAGAUAGGAUACUUGGGACACCCUGUAUUCUAUUAAUUGUGAUUUUAACGUAAAAAGAGAGAGAGUAAAUAAAAAAAGAGGCAUUACGUUUUUCUGUACAGUGUUGAUUGUUCCUGAAAGCUGAUUGUAUAUAUUAUAUUGUAUAAUGAAGUUUAGUUAAUUAUUUUUAGAAAUUCUGUAACGGCUAUUAGAUAUAGCAAUUGUUGAAGAAUUAUAAAUAAAAUCACAAAAUGUUACGAA
Molecule: messenger RNA, 2295 nt
Organism: Brassicogethes aeneus
Lineage: Eukaryota; Metazoa; Arthropoda; Insecta; Coleoptera; Nitidulidae
Source: the annotation of a GenBank genome assembly